Messenger RNA from Thelazia callipaeda (thelaziosis nematode), 3406 nucleotides. The record is from the annotation of a GenBank genome assembly. Lineage: Eukaryota; Metazoa; Nematoda; Chromadorea; Rhabditida; Thelaziidae.
AUAAAAUGGAACAAAGCGAAAUGGUAAUUGAUAAUGAUUCAAAUGGAGUUCGUUACGUUGUAAUCGAUGAAAACUUAGAAAGUGAUAGAGCAUCCAAUAGCUAUUCAUUUACAGUACUUGGUUCAACAGUUUUUGAUCACAAUUUAUCGCCAUCGCAAGACCUACAUCAUGAUCUUCAGCAACAGCAACAGCAACAGCCAACAACUCGUUAUUUGGCUCGAUGCGGUACUUGUGAUGCACUCUUCAAUGCGCAAGAAUAUAUAAAUCACACCAAAGUUUGCAAACUAGAAAAAAAUUACAGAUGUAAUAUGUGCGAGAAGGAAUAUAAUAAAGAGCAUAAUUUAAAGUUACACCAUCUUGGACAACAUGAUAAAGCGAAGGUUGAAAAUAAUAAGUAUGUUUGUUCGCUAUGCCCCAAGAAGUAUUCUAGAUUAGCUGCUUAUUAUGCUCAUUUACAAAUUCAUGGACUGAAUGAUUCUCUUCUUUGUUCAUUUUGCAAAGAAGAGUUCGAUUUUCAGGCACUUUUAAACAAACAUUUACGUCUGCAACACUAUUAUCCUCGACUGGAAGAAGUUUCUACUGUUGAAAUAUGUGAAAAAUGUGGUAUUGCUAUGUUGAGCAAAGAAUCAAUGAGUGAACAUGAGCAGAUGCAUCGAAAGAUUAAUAAAACAAUGAAAAGAAGCAAGAGAAAACGGGAAACACAUCAUGCUGACGCAGCUCAUAAAUGUGAAGUUUGUGGCAAGACUUUUAGAAAAAAUUUCGAAUUGAUUCGGCAUUAUGUUGUUCAUACAAGAGAACGCCGAUUCACGUGUGAAAUUUGCGGAAAACGAUUUUCGCAAAAAGCUUCAUUAAGCCAGCAUAUGUUGAUGCACAGCUCUUCAACUGCAAGGAUCAUUGUUUUUCAGGCUGGAAAUUUACGUCGGCAUGUGAAACUUUUACAUCCACCAGAUGCCACAUCUCGUACAGUUUUUCGUUGUCCAGAAUGCUCUUGUGUGUUCAGUUCGGUGCAGCCACUUCAAGUACAUGUGAGAAAACGACAUCCAGAACAAGGUCAGUUGAAUUUCUUAAAACUGUGCUAUAUAUUUAAGGAAAAUAAGCGACGUAAACUCGUUUGUUGCUGUAUGUGUGGAAAAGGUUUUGGAAAAUCAUCUGAUUUGUUACGUCAUUAUCGAAUACAUAGUGGAGAAAGACCAUUUUUAUGUAAUCGAUGUGGUCGAGAUUUUAAUUUGAAAUCAUCACUGAAGUUACAUAUGGAUAGCCAUGUACGAGCUGACCAUCCAGAUAAUUAUUAUACAUGUGCUCGAUGUCCGUUAGCUUCGACUCCAUCUUUACGUCGACACCUGAAGAUCCAUGAAAAACCCUUGGAGCAUUGUGGAGUGUGCUCGCAAAUUUUUCUUAGUAAAAAAGCAUUGGAACAACAUCAAAUAGCUUGUUUAACUGCUAAUGCUGAAGUUGGAUCGUCAGGAAGCCUACUCGAACUGUUGCCACCGACAGAAAGUGUCAGUGUAAGCCGUGAACCAGAACCUAGACCGUAUAAAUGUCGCACUUGCACUGCAUCAUUUUCUACACUCCGAUGUUUGAAAGAACAUAUUAACCGGCACACAGGCAUCAAACCGCAUAUUUGUCGUUUAUGCUACAAGUCAUUUUAUUCUUUAGCCCAGUUAAAGUGUCACAGUGGAAUACAUACUAAUAAACGGCUCUUCAAAUGUUCAAAUUGUGAUCAAGCGUUCAGACGACAUGCUCAGUUAAAGGCGCACACUAAUAAAUAUCAUUCGCGACCCAAAAGUUUAGUCAAUUUUGAAUCAUUUUCAUGGCCAGCCGACAAUUUGUUUAGCAAAAGUGUGCAAGAAGAUAAUGUAAACUUCAGUGAAAAUGAUCUUACUGAUUUCGAUUUCGCAACGUUGGAUAGUAGCUCGAAGCAGUUGGAUAUUGGAAAUUCACCUGAGCCAUCAUACAUGAGCAGUUACCUCCUGUCUCAAAACUGUGAUCUUGUGAAUAACAUGGCUUUAGAAAAAUCUCAAGAAACUCGUUGUCCAGUGUGUUUUUUCAGUUUUAAUUCAGACACAACACUAGUUACUCAUUUAUAUAAUAUGGCUUCUGAUCCUCUACACAGUCUUCCUAUUUUGGCAUGUAACCAUUGCACGAAAACUUUUCCUGGAUCAGUGGGCCUUGCAGACCAUUUGCAGUCAUUCCACUCUUCGCGAACACAUGCUUGUGAUGUUUGUGAUCGACGAUUCAAAAAGCCAUCAGAUUUGGUUCGACAUAAGAGAAUUCAUACAGGUGAGAAACCGUUUUCGUGUGGAAUAUGUGACCGGUCUUUUCGUGUUAAAUCAACUUUGUAUCAGCAUUUGAAAAUACACGAGGAUAUGGGUAAUGCUCGAGAAAUGUGUACUGUGUGUAAACGAUGUUAUUGUUCACUGUCGGCCUUACGGCAGCAUCUUUAUAUAGCACAUGCAGAAGAAAAGUCAUUCAAGUGUUCGCAUGAAACGUGUAACGAAAGAUUCAAGACUUCUCGUAGUCGUGAUGCUCACGUGAGACAAUUUCAUUCUUACGGGCCAGUUGAAGACAUUAGUAAUGUUCCAACUUCACUAAGCACUGAUGCUCAGUUUCGGGAGACAGCUGCUCAACUUGCACCUGAUCCGAAAAAUUCCGAUUUUGUGCAGCCAUCAUUUAAUUCUGCUUUCUCACGUACUGUGAAUAAGGACAUAAUUAGUACAGCGACGCAUCUUAUCUUAAGGUUACAACCACAUCUAAAUUCACAUACUAUUGAAGUGACGAUUAAUGUUGUUUCUGUUAACGAUAUCAGUGAAAUAAAUAAUUCUGAUGCGAUUAUUAUCCCAAUGCAAAUACUACGGUCUUUAUCUCCGGAAACUGUUAUGCUUCGCAUUGCUGUUUCUUAUCCAUUUUUAAAUGCUGGGUCGUUUAUGAUCGUUGAUUCACAGCGCAUGUUUUCUCUUCUCGCUACAAAAGAAAUGGAUACAAUACUAGUGCCUCUAAAUGCAUCUAUCGAGAUGACCAAUUUGCCAUUAUGUUUAUACACAACUGAGCGAGUUUUUGAUUCAUUGGCCCAACCAUCUACGUUCGUAUCCAACUGUGUUGUUUGUAAUGAAAAUUUCACGAGCCAGGAAGAAAGUGAUGCACACUUUAGUAGUGCAGAUCAUGAAACCGCACAGUUCUUCUCCCUGUCACAGUUAACUCGUCAUUUGGACCCAACGGCAUCCGUUAGCACCGAUGAAUUCCAGCCGUUUAUGACGAAAACAGAAGUGUGUAAACUUUGUCUAGGGCAUUUUCAAGAUCGAGAAAGCUUAUUAGCACAUAUUCGUCGAGAACAUGAACGUGACAGUAUUGAUUUGCUCGAUCGUAAUGACUUGUUAACCCGCUGCCGUACUUGCGUGGAAAUUUAGUG